Molecule: messenger RNA, 719 nt
Organism: Malania oleifera
Lineage: Eukaryota; Viridiplantae; Streptophyta; Magnoliopsida; Santalales; Ximeniaceae
Product: cyclin-dependent protein kinase inhibitor SMR1-like
Exons: 1
Coding region: 64-492 (142 amino acids)
Biological process (GO): regulation of DNA endoreduplication
Source: RefSeq, a predicted model, not a curated record
AAAUUCUUCAAAUUCAAUCUUCCUCUGAUCAAUUCUUCUCUUCCAUUCUCCAUAACCAUCACCAUGGAUUCCCAAUUGAGCUCCAAACUCUCAAGUCUCCGUUUGCCGGAUAUUCAAUUCCGCUCGCCGCAGCAAUCGACCGAGGCCACUCGCGACGGCGGCUCCGUGAGGGAUAAGAAUCAGCAACCUGCAGCGUCCGAGACCACCGCCUCCCAGGGGUGUCCGAUCAACAACAAUCCUCAAUCUGCAGAGGAUAGCGGCGGCUACGACGAAUCGUUGUGCAGAACACCGACGUCCGAGGAACACAAGAUUCCGGCGGUCAUCAGCUGCCCGCCGGCGCCGCGUAGGCCGAGGGCGUCUCCCCCGCGCAAGAGGAGGUUGUUGGAUGAACCGGAAUUCCAUCUGUUCGUGUCGUCGGAAGAGCUGGAGGAGUUCUUCCGAUCGAACUUUGAGGUCCUCACCGGCGCUAAGAGAAGGAGCACCUGUAAUUGAAUGUGGCGGUGCCGAUUGCCCACGCUUCAAACCGCAAUUUGAUUAUUAUAUUUUAUUCUUUUUGAAAGGUACCGACUUGAUUCUGUUUUUUCAAUAUGAAGUUCUUAAGCCUCCUCAAUUGACGUUCUUGAAUUCGUAGUUUUGAUUCAGAAUCUGUAUAGAUCAUAAUUGAAUGUGAAAAUUUUAUUUUCCGAAAAAAAAAUGAAAAAAAUUUAUUAAAUUGAAUA